AUGCCUGAAGAAUUCGAUUUCAAAGUGCUUUCGGCGCAGCUCAGGUAUCUUGUUUCAUCGCUAACACCUCUAUUUUACCUUCAACAAAUGAGGGAAAACUACAUUACUCAUGUUUAUCUACCGUGGUUUGAUUGUGGUGGGGGAGCCAGCUACAUCGGGUGUACAGUUAGGCAGGUUUGCCAUUGUAUUUGCGAAAAUCAUUGUGCAUGGUUAAGCCAAGAAGAAACAAGAUCUAUUCGUAGCUCUGUUUUACCACGCCUUAUCGGCAGUGAGCAUAAUGUUGAGGUUAUUAGAGCAUUUACAGUAAUUUGUCGCAUUCCAACUAAUCUUACUUUU
Molecule: messenger RNA, 336 nt
Organism: Trichobilharzia regenti
Lineage: Eukaryota; Metazoa; Platyhelminthes; Trematoda; Strigeidida; Schistosomatidae
Source: the annotation of a GenBank genome assembly